Molecule: messenger RNA, 873 nt
Organism: Rhinocladiella mackenziei CBS 650.93
Lineage: Eukaryota; Fungi; Ascomycota; Eurotiomycetes; Chaetothyriales; Herpotrichiellaceae
Exons: 2
Coding region: 1-873 (290 amino acids)
Biological process (GO): regulation of transcription by RNA polymerase II; regulation of cyclin-dependent protein serine/threonine kinase activity; DNA repair
Cellular component (GO): transcription factor TFIIH holo complex
Source: RefSeq, a predicted model, not a curated record
AUGGACGACGAGGAGUCGAUCGGUACGUUGCUGACUUUGAGUUCAUCGGUUAUCAUGCUGACUUUGAAAUUUUCAGCGGCAAACAAAUGCCCGGUCUGUGGGAGUGAUCCUCGAACACACCCAGGACUUCGCUUCAAGAUCAAUACCAAAUGCUAUCAUCGAAUAUGUGAAGGUUGCGUGGAUCGAAAUUUCUCGAGUGGCAAGGCAGAGUGCCCAGUGGGAGGAUGUCAUGUCAACCUCUGGAAACGAGAAUGGCGCACGCAGACCUUUGAUGACCUUAAGAUCGAACGUGAAGUCGAGAUUCGAAGGAGAGUCACGAAGACCCUCGAUCGUCAGGAAGAUGAGUUUGAGACCAAACGCGACUAUGACGAUUUUCUAGAGCUGAGAGAAGAAUUGAUAAUGAACCUCGUCUUGAGAACUGAUGUCGCCGCAACAAACCGCAAACUCAGAGAGUACGCCCUAGCAAAUGGGAUAAAGACAGACACCACAGAUUCGGCAGCGGAUUCGGGGGUAAAACCACCCGUGAAACGAAAGGAUAUCGCCCCUGACGCGGCAGAUCCCAGUGGUCUCAUCAAAGGACUGAAGAAGAUUGUCAUUCCCAAAGCCAAGUCUCCCUACGAUCCCUUCAUGGGUAUGCCUCGGACAAAAGACUACUACGAGGUCCAAGACAGCUACGUAUCUUGGGCAAAAGGCAAAACAGCAGAAGCCAUUGUCGCUGGAGGUUACGACUUUCAGCAGUAUGUGGAUGAGUGUCUCCUUCGAGCGUUUGCAGGGCUGGGAGUUUUCAUUGAGGAUGAGAUGUCGGCGAAGAACAAUACUGCUGUUCUAGGACCAGGCACCACAGAAGUCAAAUCUUCAGAUGAUGUAUUUUGA